AUGAACACUGGUAGAUUCAAGCAAGCUGUUGCUUAUUCACAAUUUGAAGAGUUGCUGCAAAGUUCACCUGCUAUUCCAAAAAAUCUAAUCAUUAGUAAAGGUCGUGUGAGCGAUGAUACUAUCGCGACCAUAUACAUUAAACUGGCCAGGUUUGCCGAAUGUGAAAUAUAA
Molecule: messenger RNA, 171 nt
Organism: Dentiscutata erythropus
Lineage: Eukaryota; Fungi; Glomeromycota; Glomeromycetes; Diversisporales; Gigasporaceae
Source: the annotation of a GenBank genome assembly